Mus pahari (shrew mouse) is the source of this 1107-nucleotide messenger RNA. It is a transcript of the gene C15H18orf32, whose product is annotated as chromosome 15 C18orf32 homolog. The transcript is spliced from 3 exons. Gene Ontology annotation, biological process: positive regulation of canonical NF-kappaB signal transduction. NCBI's taxonomy places the organism in Eukaryota, Metazoa, Chordata, Mammalia, Rodentia, Muridae. Bases 300 to 518 code for a protein of 72 amino acids. The record is from RefSeq and is a predicted model, not a curated record.
AUUGGCUGUUGGCAGCCCGGCCUCCCGGAAGUGCGGACAUUGCCCUGGGCGUCUUGGUGGUGGUGAGUGAGGUUUCGGGAGUUGGGGCUCGCGCGGCGGGUGUCUGUCAGUGGAGCUGUUCGGCGGCUUGACGUCCCCAGACGCUGUGCGUUGCGCCGGUGCACCCCAGGAAUUAGGUAGCCCAGUUGCCUUGCGUUUCUGCACCGCUCUCCGUCCGUGGACCUCGGUGUCCCCUCCUCGCUUCCCUCGCGGCUUUCCUCCCUUCGGUCCCGCACGUUUCAGAGCUCCAGCCUGGGACGAUGGUGUGCAUUCCUUGCAUUGUCAUUCCAGUCCUGCUCUGGAUCUUCAAAAAGUUCCUGGAGCCAUACAUAUACCCUGUGGUCAGUCGCAUAUGGCCUAAAAAACCUAUCCAGCAAUCCGGGGAUAAGAAUAAGAGCGAUUUAGACUGCAAGGGUGCAGGUACAAAUGGAUUACCCACAAAAGGACCAACAGAAGUCCCUGAUAAAAAGAAAGACUAGCGCGGUUCUCCCGAAGGCCCUUGGCUGUUUGCAAAUGGACCUGAUAUGAAGCUGCCUUUGUCUCUGACCUUUUUUCUCUGAGACCAGGAAUCUAGAUAAUAGUUUAGCUUCUGCCUGAUACUGAUCAGGGAGCACAUGGUGUUUAUAUUUAAAAUUCCAGUAGUUAUAUUUAAUGAUCUCACCCCUGAGGGUUUUUUUUUUUCAUUAAAGUAGCUUUCAUUUCUAUUAUUCCAAUUUACUAACAUGAACAAAUAGAAGGUCCGUGUGAGCAGACGCUCAGAACCAAGCCCUUGUCCCUUCGAGUUCUUUCUUAGGAGUCUGCUGUUUUCACUUCUGUGGGCUCCUGUACCUCAAGUGGGAUGAGUCUUAGUGCGAAACAGUGCGGCCCUCGGUGGGAUGCGAUGGAAAGAUGUGAUCACUGCAGGCGCAGUGGCGAGUGGACAGCCGACUGAGAACAGCUCCAGGGAAGCUGGAAAGGGGGGAGGGGAGCUUCUUUGAAAACUGUAACAUCAGCAUCGUUGUCAGUCACACAACGUAAUUCUCUGUACUUGUAGUCCUGACAAUGUAGUAAACAUCCAUUUAACUUGUG